Molecule: messenger RNA, 2055 nt
Organism: Penicillium expansum
Lineage: Eukaryota; Fungi; Ascomycota; Eurotiomycetes; Eurotiales; Aspergillaceae
Product: GMC family oxidoreductase
Exons: 7
Coding region: 1-2055 (684 amino acids)
Molecular function (GO): oxidoreductase activity, acting on CH-OH group of donors; flavin adenine dinucleotide binding
Source: RefSeq, a predicted model, not a curated record
AUGCGACCAGGACUAUCCGUUACCCAGAUCGUAGGCGCAAGCCUAGUUGCGAACCAAUUUGCGAGCGCAUUAUCACCGCGCACGAAAAUCGACGAUGCUUAUGAUUUUGUGAUUGUUGGAGGAGGUCAAGCUGGACUCGUGUUGGGCGCUCGUCUUUCGGAGGAUAAGAACCACACUGUACUUGUUCUUGAGUCGGGCGGAGACGGAGACGAGUAUCGCAAGCGCAUAGAUACACCGGCAUAUUCUUAUUUCGAUUCUUUAUGGACAACGCCUUUGAAUUGGGAUUUCUAUACUGUUGCUCAACCUAAUGCAAACGACCGCGAGAUUGAAUGGCCCCGUGGCAAGGUCCUUGGAGGCAGUUCCGCCAUCAAUGGGUUGUACAUGACCCGUCCCGGUAAAGAUGAGAUUAACGCCUGGAAAGACAUGCUGGGAGAUAUGGACGGUGCCGAUAACUGGUCGUGGGACUCAUUCUACGCUGCUAUGAAAAAAAGCGAGAAUUUCAGUGCUCCAACUGAUCAAGAUGUGAUUGAUGAGGCGGGGCUCGUCUGGAAUGCAUCAUAUCAUGGCACCAGCGGGCCGAUCCAUACAACAUACCCAGACUACACAUUCCCCGAAGUGGGCAAUUGGUUAAAGUCACUGCAGAGCAUGGGCAUUCCCAUUUCUCCCAAUAUGUACGGAGGUGAAAACUUGGGCGCUGACGUCUCGACCUCUUGCAUCAACCCUUCAAAUUGGACGCGGUCAUACAGUCGUUCCGGUUAUCUCGAUCCGCUUGCAGACCAGGGCAACUACGAUGUAUUGGCAAAUGCGCAUGUGACCCGGCUUGUUUUCGGCAAUUCUACAUCUUCCGGCAAGAAAACAGCAAAUGCUGUUGAAUACACAACUGACAGCGGUUCAACGAAACUGAAGGUUAAGGUUAACAAGGAAGUCAUCCUAGCUGGUGGCACUAUCGGCAGCCCGGCUGUAUUGCUCUACAGUGGUGUCGGCCCCAAGGAUGUCCUAUCCAAGGCUGGUGUUGACCUUGUAUCUGAACUUCCUGGUGUCGGUCAACACCUUCAAGACCAUUUUAGUGCCACAGUGAAAUGGAGCUCGAAUGUGGACACUGCAGGUUCCAUCUUUUACGACAACGGCAAAGAUAAGAACAAUCCCAAAUUCCUCACUUACAUCGAUUCGGCCGUUGCCUACGUGAAUUCCACCGCUAUGUACGGCAGCAAAGUCGAUGAAUAUGACUCGAAAUUCAUCGCUUCAAUCGAUCAGUAUGCACCGAACACGACUUAUGACGACGGCGUGGUCACCGGCUACAAAGCAAUCUGUAACACAACAUCGAAGAUUUUCAACGGCUCGACUGGUCAAAUCGAGCUCCUGUUCAUGAACAGCGAUGGGAAUGGCGAUAUUGGCAUCACAGCUGCCCUCCAACACCCAUUCAGCCACGGCCGUAUCUACAUCAACUCGUCAAACCCAAUGGACUACCCUGUCAUCGACCCGAACUACCUGAACAACCCAGCUGACUACGAGAUCCUCCUCGCAGGUAUCAAACUCGCCCGCCAAAUCGGCGAAACCAGCCCAAUGAGCAAAAGCCUCACAAACGAAACAUCCCCGGGGACAAGCGUCCAGAGUGACGACGACUGGGUAGCAUGGCUACGCAAGAACGGCGGCACAGAGUUCCACCCGUCUUCGUCAUGCGCAAUGCUGCCCCAGAAUCAGGGCGGCGUGGUCGACGCCAAUCUGCUCGUAUACGGCCUUUCCAAUGUGCGCAUUGCAGAUGCCAGUGUCAUCCCCAUCGCUUUGUCCACGCACUUGAUGUCCUCGACAUACGGCGUGGCUGAGCAAGCGAGCGACAUUAUUCGCAAAUAUUACAACUUGCCGUCGGAACCCGAGCCAGCUUUCAGUGGAUCGACUUCCACGCCUUCCAGCACCACAGCUACUGCGAAGAAGAGUGGUACCCCGAAGAGCAAUAGUAGUCCCACUAGUAAUGGCGGUGCUGCUUUGUCGCCCGUGUGGACUUCUCUUGUUCUUGUUUCUUUGCAUGCUGUUGUUGGCUACGGCCUGUAUAUCUAG